Molecule: messenger RNA, 2274 nt
Organism: Tuber melanosporum (Perigord truffle)
Lineage: Eukaryota; Fungi; Ascomycota; Pezizomycetes; Pezizales; Tuberaceae
Exons: 6
Coding region: 1-2274 (757 amino acids)
Biological process (GO): proteolysis
Molecular function (GO): dipeptidyl-peptidase activity; serine-type endopeptidase activity
Source: RefSeq, a predicted model, not a curated record
AUGAGGUUCUCCAAGGCAUUCUUAUUCUCCCUUCUAGGUUCGUCAUCCAUAUCCCAUGCAGCGCCAACCCCACAAGCAGAGGACGGAGGUGACUUCACAGCUUCGAAUACCAAAAAGCUAGCAACCUUUGCCGAUGCCUUCUCCGGGAACUUCCGUGUCUCGCGAACCACCCUGCGAUGGAUUUCUGCCGGGGGUUCCGAGGAUGGGACAUACGUGGUGCAGGACCGUUCGACGUCUAGCCUAGAGCUGCGGAACAUUGUCACGAAUGCCAGUAGCAUAUUCGUCGACGCUGCCGAGUUGAAGCUAGAUUACCACGACUACUCUAUCCAACCGUCUGCAAAGCACGUCCUGUUUAGCACGAACUACACAAAACAGUACCGUCACUCGUAUUUUGCGGAUUAUUAUAUAUGGAGUGUGGAGGCGAAGACCUUGGUUCCCCUCGAAGAGGGAGAGAGUGGAGAUGUGCAGUAUGCGGAGUGGAGCCCCCAUGGCAAUGUGAUUGCCUAUGUCCGGGGGAAUGAUUUGUUUAUUUGGAAGGACGGGGUAAGCACUAGGGUUACCAAUGAUGGGGGGGAGAAUGUGUUUAAUGGGGUGCCAGAUUGGGUUUAUGAAGAGGAAAUCUUCGGGGACAGGUAUACAUUGUGGUUCUCGCCGGAUGGGGAGUAUCUUGCAUUUUUGAAGUUUGAUGAGACGGGAGUACCAACAUACACUGUGCCAUACUACAUGGCAGGACAAGGGAUUGCGCCACCUUACCCUAAAGACCUCAAUAUCAGGUAUCCUAAAGUAGGGGAGAGAAACCCUACUGUUGCUUUUCACCUGCUCGAAGUCAACAACCCGUCCGCUCUGAGGAAGAUUGAUUUUCAGACUUACAUCGCGGAUGAUUGGAUUAUUUCCGAGGUCGCUUGGGUGGCAGAGAAGCAUGAGCGUGUCAUCUUCCGCGCGCGGAAUAGGACACAGGAUACUGGGAAGUUGGUUUUAGUUGAUGUUGAAAGCGGGAAUGCAAGGGCUGUGAGGGAGAGGAAUGGUACGGAUGGAUGGUUGGAUUGCCUUCGUGCUAUCACUUAUGUCCCCGGGCUUUCUACUCCCUCGUAUGUGGAUAUCUCAGAUCAUUCCGGUUGGGCCCAUAUUUAUCUCUAUCCAGUGGCUGGUGGUGACCCAAUUGUGUUGACCUCUGGGAACUGGGAAGUCACUGAGAUCUGCUUCGUCGACACUAAGCGCCGUCUAGUCUAUUUCCAAUCCACCGAGCGUGAUUCUACAGAACGCCACAUCUUUUCUGUGGGUCUCGACGGUAAUGCCAAAAAGCCCCUCGUAGACAUAACCACGGAUGGCUAUUACAGCGCUAGCUUUUCCUCUGGGGGAGAGUACUACAUCCUGAGCUACAAUGGGCCAAGCUUACCAUGGCAGGAGCUUCGGAACAUAAGCGCUGGAACACCUAUCCGAGUGAUAAACGACAACGCCUCCCUUAAGAAAAAACUUUUCGAAUAUGAUCUCCCUAAAAUCUCCUGGUCGACACUCAAGCACCCAGAUGGAUAUGAGCUUAAUUUCAUGGAGCGUCUGCCACCAAAGUUUCGUAAGGGAGUAAAAUACUCGGUUCUGUUCAAUAUAUAUGGCGGCCCAGGCUCGCAAUACACGGCGAAGACCUUCCGCCAGACGGUCGACUUUUCUGCGUACUUGGGAUCAGAUCCUGAGUUGGGGUACAUCGUUGUCAGCGUGGACAAUCGUGGGACGGGAUAUAAAGGGCGGAAGUUCCGUUCCCUGGUUACCGGUCAGCUGGGAAACUUGGAGGCAGAAGAUCAAGUUUGGGCCGCCAGGGAGUAUGCGAAGAGAGACUAUGUCGAUGGGGAGAAGAUUGCGAUUUGGGGGUGGAGCUACGGCGGUUACCUUACCGGUAAAGUUCUCGAACUAGAUUCUGGAGUAUUCUCUUUAGGCAUUAUGACAGCCCCAGUGACCGAUUGGCGCUUCUACGAUAGCAUGUACACUGAACGCUACAUGAAACUCCUAACUACCAACCGUGCGGGCUACAACACCUCCGCGAUAACCAAAACUGCCGGGUUCAAGAACGUUGCCGGCGGCUUCCUCAUCCAGCACGGAACCGGCGACGACAAUGUGCAUUUCCAGAACUCGGCUGCUCUCACCGAUGCUCUGAGCUUUCUAUAUAAGCAGUUGGCCAAGGCUCUAUACGAUGAGACGAGGAGGAUUCCCGAGGGGAAGCACCAAUGGAGUCGUAGGGGGGUUGAGGGGGGAAGAGAGAGGUUGAUAGUCGGAGGGCCGUAG